AUGGUGCACGCUGGUCUCAUCCGGCAGCACCUUCACCCUGGGCUUUUUCUCCCAGGCCGGCGUGCCAGCCAAGAGAUACCUUGCAUUUGGUUCACCGCGUCCCCGGAUGCCGUCUGUUGGGUGGCCAACCGCGACACCCCCCUCAACAACACCUCGGGCGUACUGGUGGUCGGCAGCACCGGGAGCCUUCGCCUUCUCGAUGGCUCUGGCCACGCCGCGUGGUCUUCCAACACGACGACGAGUAGUUCCGCUCCAGCCGUGGUGCAGUUGCUUGACUCCGGCAACCUUGUCGUGCGCGAGCAGAGCAGCGGUGACAUGCUCUGGCAGUCGUUCGAUCACCCAUCGAACGCCUUGCUCGCCGGCAUGAGAAUCGGCAAGGACCUGCAGACUGGCGCGGAGUGGUCCCUCACGUCGUGGCGUGCAUCGAACGACCCGACGACCGGGGAGUGCAGGCUUGUGAUGGACACUAUGGGGCUCCCGGACAUCGUCUCGUGGCAAGGAAACGCCAAGAAGUACCGAACGGGCCCCUGGAACGGCCUAUGGCUCAGCGGCGUCCCGGAGAUGGCGAGGGUGUCGAACUCGGAUCCGUACUCCAACCAGGUCGUCGUCCGCCCCCACGAGAUCGCAUACAUCUUCAACACCUCGGCCUACGCGCCCUUCUCCCGCCUCGUGUUGAAUGAGGUCGGCGUGCUGCAGCUACUGGCGUGGGAUCUGACCAACCUGGUGUGGGACGUCUUCUCGCAGUCGCCGAAGGACAUCUGUGACGACUACGCCAAGUGCGGCGCUUUCGGCCUGUGCAACGUGAACUCGAAGCCCACGCUGUUCUGCAGCUGCGUCGUGGGGUUCAGCCCCAUGAACCCCUCGCAGUGGUCCUUGAGGCAAUACGGAGGCGGAUGCCGGAGGAAUGUGCCGCUGGAAUGCCACGGCAACGGGACGACGAUGGACGGGUUUAUGGUGGUGCGGGCAGUGAAGCUCCCUGACACGGACAACGCGACGGUGGACAUGGGCGCGACGGUUGAGCAGUGCAGGGCGAGGUGCCUCGCCAACUGCUCCUGCAUCGCCUACGCCACCGCCGACAUCCGAGGAGACGGUGAUGGCAGUGGCUGCGUCAUGUGGACGAAUUACAUUGUUGACAUCCGGUACGUAGACAAGGGGCAGGAUCGUCUCUACCUAAGGUUGGCCAAGUCUGAAUUUGAUAUAGUUAAAAGGAAGAGGAGUGUUGUGGCAAAGAUCGUGUUUCCAGUCACAGCAUCUCUGCUAGCAGCCAUGGCUGCAGGCAUGUACCUUGUUUGGAUAUGCAAGCUUAGAGGCCCAUGUCGAAACAAUGGUAGUGGGGAGAAAGUAAUGCUAGGUUUAGAGAGCACGUCAAAUGAACUUGGCGACGAAGAAGAUCUCGAGCUUCCAUUUCUUAGCUUUAGAGAUAUUGUCUCUGCGACAAACAACUUUUCUGAUGGUAACAUGCUUGGACGAGGAGGCUUCGGGAAUGUUUAUAAGGGUAUGUUGCCUGAUAACAAAGUAGUUGCAAUCAAAAGAAUUGGUAAGGGCUCUAGACAAGGGGUAGAGGAAUUCAGAAAUGAAGUUGUUCUAAUUGCCAAACUGCAACACAGAAACCUUGUCAGACUUCUUGGUUGCUGCAUUCAUGGAGACGACAGGCUGCUGAUUUACAAGUAUUUACCAAACAAAAGCUUGGAUUGCUUCAUUUUUGAUCCUGCAAGUAAAAGAGCCCUCGAUUGGCCAACAAUAUUCAAGAUAAUCAAAGGAAUUUCUAGAGGACUUCUUUAUCUCCUCUCCAACAGGCCGGAUUCAAGGUUGACUAUAAUUCAUAGAGAUAUCAAAACAAGCAACAUACUGUUGGAUGCAGAUAUGAGCCCAAAGAUAUCAGAUUUCGGUAUGGCAAGAAUCUUCAGUGGAAACCAACAAGAAGCAAAUAGUAAUCGAGUUGUUGGGACAUAUGGUUACAUGUCUCCUGAAUAUGCAAUGGAUGGUGCCUUUUCAGUCAAGUCAGAUACAUAUAGCUUCGGUGUCAUACUCUUGGAGAUUAUAAGUGGUUUAAAGGUCACUUCAACUCAGUUCACCAGCUUCCCUAGCAUAUUAGCUCAUGCAUGGAGCUUAUGGAAAGAUGGUAAAGCAAUUGAUCUCGUAGACACAUCAAUUGUUGGGACUUGCUCACCAGUUGAAGCUUUGCGAUGUAUCCACGUAGGACUCUUGUGUGUGCAACACAAUCCAAAUAGUAGGCCACUUAUGUCAUCGGUUGUGUUCAUGUUGGAGAACGAAACCACAUUACGUUCAGUCCCAAAGCAACCCAUGUACUUCUCCCAAUGGUAUUUAGAAGCCCAAGGAACAGGAGAAAAUACAAAUAGCUCCAUGAACGACGUGAGUGUCUCAGUGUUGGAAGGACGGUGA
Molecule: messenger RNA, 2403 nt
Organism: Miscanthus lutarioriparius
Lineage: Eukaryota; Viridiplantae; Streptophyta; Magnoliopsida; Poales; Poaceae
Source: the annotation of a GenBank genome assembly